AUGGCAACAUUGAUAGUCUACGUAGACGACAUGAUAAUCACUGGAGAUGACGCUGAAGAAAUCUCGAGGCUUCGAGAGAAAUUAUCGACUAAAUUUGAAAUGAAGAAUCUGGGAGGACUUAAGUAUUGUCUUGGAAUCGACGUAGCAAGAUCAAACAAAGGCAUAUUUCUCUCUCAGAGGAAAUAUAUUCUAGGCUUGUUGGAGGAGGUGCGAUUACUAGAUUGUAAGCUCACGAACACACCAAUUCUACAAAACCAUGGACUUGUAGAAUAUCCGGAUCAAGUGCUAAUCGACAAAGGGAGAUAUCAAAGAUUAGUAGGAAAGCUCAUCUAA
Messenger RNA from Lactuca virosa, 333 nucleotides. Lineage: Eukaryota; Viridiplantae; Streptophyta; Magnoliopsida; Asterales; Asteraceae. The record is from the annotation of a GenBank genome assembly.